Ascoidea rubescens DSM 1968 is the source of this 4659-nucleotide messenger RNA. RefSeq lists its product as uncharacterized. Bases 1 to 4659 code for a protein of 1552 amino acids. The transcript has a single exon. Gene Ontology annotation, molecular function: protein binding. NCBI's taxonomy places the organism in Eukaryota, Fungi, Ascomycota, Saccharomycetes, Ascoideales, Ascoideaceae. The record is from RefSeq and is a predicted model, not a curated record. Gene Ontology annotation, biological process: regulation of cell shape.
AUGUCUCCUCAACCUCAAUCACAACCACAACCACAACCUCAGCUGAGACAACAGUAUCCUCAAUCCCAAAAAUUGUACAACCCUGCGUUACCUCCAAAUCUAAAUCAAGUUGUAGAAAGGUCCCCUGUUCAAAAUCAAAGUCCUUCCAACAAUAAUUAUAUCAACAAUAACAACAACAAUAUCAGUAGUAAUAUGAAUAACAACAUGAACAACAUGAACAACAAUGUGGACAUGAAAUCUCCAGUUAUCAACUAUAUGCCCCCUAAUGAUCAACAAAUUCUCAACUCUCAAAUUCUCAACUCUCCAGUAGCCAAUUCCCCAGCACCUCUUCCUCAAACAAUAAGUUCUCCAAUAGUUAACCCCCAAUCAAUUAAUCCUUCACUGAUCAACCCCCAAACACUUAACCAAAAUUUUGCUCCUGUCUUAAACUCCCCAACUCAACAGAAUCAAAUCCCAAAUUACGAUACCUUCACUCCAUGGACAAGAAUCAAAUUAUCUGGCUCUCCCUUUCCUCGUUACAGACACACUGCUUCAAACAUGAUCUCAGAUAAAGGCCACGUCUUCAUAAUGGGUGGUUUGAGAGAAGGCUCUGUCUUUGGCGAUAUUUGGGCUUUAACUUCAAACACCUUCUUUGCCCAAUCAAUUGAAAACUUUGAUGGUGUUCCUGCUCCAAGAGUAGGUCAUAACAGUUGCCUUUGUGGUAACGCCUUUAUUGUCUUUGGUGGUGAUACAACCCAAACUAACGAAGAAGGUGACUUGGACAACGAUUUGUAUCUCUUCAACAUCAAUUCCUUGAAAUGGACAAUUCCCAACCCAACUGGCAUAAGACCCUGUGGAAGAUAUGGUCAUACAAUUGGCGUUAUUGCAAAGACAAGCAAUCAGUCAAAACUAUUUCUUUUCGGUGGUCAAUUAGACUCUAAAAUCUUCAACGAUUUGUGGAUGUUCGACUUAAGCUCAUUCAGAAAACCAAACUCUCAUUGGGAAAUCAUCUCUCCUGCAAAUAAUGACCCAAAUGAUAUUCCUCCUCCACUAACAAACCAUACAAUGGUCAUAUUCGAUUACAAAUUGUUUGUUUUUGGUGGUUCUAAUGAUAGCUUCAUAUCCAAUGAUCUAUACAGCUAUGAUCCCACAACAAAUAUCUGGCAAAAACAUGUUUGCAAUGGUGACAUUCCUCCUCCAAUGGAAGAACACUCUGCUACAAUAAUUAAAAAUUUAAUGAUAGUAUAUGGUGGAAAGAGCCACAAUGAGGAAAUUCUUGGUGACUUUUAUAUUUUCAACUUUAAUAACUUGCAUUGGCAUAAAGUCGAUCCUUUUAGUCUUCAUCCAGGACUAAGAUGUGGUCAUACAAUUACCUCUUUGAUUAAUUAUAAAUUAAAAUCCUCAACUGCCUUGACAUCCAAUUCUUCCUCAUCUUUAAUAAAUCCAAACAAAUUCAAUAAUUUCACAGUUAAUCCUCAACAGAUUUCAGAAUUUGCAAUCUCAUCCAAUGUUAUAACCCCCUCGAGAAACAAAAUACUAAUCAUGGGUGGAGACCAGCUAGAUUAUGCUAGCUCUGAUCUUGACGAUUUCGAUCAAUUGAAUCACAACGCUAAGCUGGGCGUUUUAAUUUAUCUAUUUGAUCUAGAUCUUUAUAAUGAAUGGUUAAUAUACUAUAAAAACAUUAAUUUAUGGAAUGAUGAUCUCUUCCAAUUUUCUAAAACAUCAAAUCAAUCUUCUCAAUCUAUGCCUCCAAUAAACCCACAACUAACCCCUUCAAUAACUCAACCACAAAACCAACCCAUUCCUCUGGUUGAUGAUAAUAAUAAUAAUAAUAAUAAUAAUAAUAAUAAUAAUAAUAAUAAUAAUAAUAAUAUUGAUGGCUCUUAUAACUCUUUAGAAACCAAUACAACAACUAAUGGAAAAAGAACCAGAAGCUCAAGUAACGCUGAUACAAGAAGACGAUCAAAUUCAAAUAAUGGCUCAAUAUCAAGUAUCAAUAAAAACUUGCCAUUUACUCCUCUGCCUAUUGUUCCCAUUGAUAACAAUCAAGGGUCAUUUCUGAGUUUGCAAAACAACUUUUCUCCUAUAAAAGAAGAAACCGUUGAAAGCUUAUCAGUCACUCCUGCUCCUCAAGAAAACAUUUUAAACCUUGGAAGUAAAGAUUCACUUUCAAAUUUAAAUCCUUCCAACGCAUUGUCAAAAUCUAUAAGCAAAGCUUCCACAACUCCCGAUGAUGAUUUCCAAACUCCAUCUCAAAGUCCAAUUGUCAAUAACAUUGAGUCCAUGGAAAAACCCUCUUCAAUUGAAAAAUUGCCCUUAAAGGAAAAACAACCUGAAACACAAGACAUGCAGGAAGAUGAUCAAAUUAAUAAAGUAGAUGAUACCCAAAAAAUUUCCAAAGAGACUGUAGAUAGUCACAAGAGCGAAGAAAAAAUAAAGGAAAAUAAUAGAUCUCUAGAAAACUCACCUUUGGAAAAAAAUGGUUUAGAAGAACCUAAAUUCGAAGAAUUCAAAGUACCCUUCUCCAAGCCCUUUGAGAGUUAUGAUGGUGAUAAUUCAACUUUAAGCUCCAACUUAAGCACUUCAAAAGCAGAUAAUAGAAAUGAAUCUGAUUUUCUUGCAACAUAUCUCAGUGCUUCUUCUACUGAAAUGGUUGAAUCUUAUGGUUAUCAGUAUUCUUCAGAGCCACAUACAUCAAAAAACAAAUCCGGUUAUGGAACAUUAGUCCCAAGUCAUGAUUCAUUAGAACAUCUUGAAGCUUUCAAAGCACCAAACACUCCAGAGAGUGCUACAACUCCAAAAUUAGAAGAUGGGGGCUUUGAUAAACAUAUUAAUCAACCUCCAGUCCAGCUGCUUUUAGCUCCUAAGGAUAAUUUAUCGUUUUCUAAUUUAAAAAUUGAUACACCAGAAAGAUUUAGUGAUAUGUCUGAUAGUGAUGCAGAAGAUUUAACUUUACGUGGAAAAAAAUUAAAGGAAAUUGAAAUACCUAAAGAUCAAUCUCCAGCAAUAGAUACAUUAUCAAUUAACGAUAAUUUUGGAUCCAAUGACCACGAAUCAGCUAUAUCAGAGACAACAACACUUCAUAAUGUUGGAAGUACUUCAGGAGUAAGUGAUACUACUAUUCAAGAUGCUUCAAAACAAUUUGCUUCAAGGAAUAUAUUGCCCAUUACUCCUCCAUCUUCAACUACUACAGCGACGGGGAUAACUCAAUUCAAACCGAAAGAAAUUAUGGCUGAUUCUCCGAUUUCUCCAGAAGAAAAAAUGUUAUUUUAUAAAAAACAACAUUCAAAGGAAUUGUUAGAGUGCGAUAGAGAAAAUUUUAGAAAAAUUGUUGAAUCGUUACAAAGCGAAUUAAAUGAAUUGCAAGUUCAGAUGAAUGGACAAGCCAAGACGGCAAGUGACAAGAUAAGAAGCUUGGAAAAUGAAAAGCAGCUUUUAAUCAAAGAGCAUGAAAAAUCGUUAACUGAUAAAGAAAAUGAUUUCAAUCAGAAAAAGCAAAUUGAGAUUAAUGUGAUACAAAAUGAGCUAAGUUUAAAGGCUGAAAUAAUUAAUAAACUUGAAGAAUCGAAUUUAGACCAUAUUAAAUUUAAGAACAUUAAUGAAGUGGAUAGUUUAAAAGCGCUUGAAGAAUCAAAUAGCUUGAAAAGAAAUAAUUUGGAAUUGAAAAAUAAUUUGCUAAAGUUGGAAAACGAAAACGAAAACCUAAAGAAUAAAGUGUCGAAACUAGAACCAUUAGUUGCAAAUAACUUCUUAGAAUUACAAGAAAUGCAUGAACUAAUUAAAUUUCAAUUAGACCAAAGAGAGAUUGUUAAAAAUAAAUUGAAGGAUUAUGAUCAGUUAGUUGAGGAAUUAAAUCAAAUGAAAAUCAAAAAUGAAGCUUUAACCAAAGAACUUGAAGAAACAAGGACUACAAAGGAAAUCAAUUUGAAUGAAUAUGAUGAAAAAAUGACCGGUAUAGAUUGUAAACUUGAAAAUCUAAUCAAUUUAUGGAGCAUUAGAAAAAUUUCAAAUAAAAUUCCUAAAGAUAAGGAAUUGAAUGGAGAAGAAGGUCUGGUUGAAGAACCACUCAUGAGUGAAUCUGACAGUGUCGGUAAUGAUGAAAAACAAAGGUAUAUUGACUCAUUACAAGAACAAGUUGAGGAAUUAAUCAACAUAAAUAAAGAGAGAGAAGAAAGUGAUAUAAAGCUUGUUAAAGAGAUUCAAAGCUUAAAUGAUGAAAUUUCUAGAUUGAAAGAAGAAAAUUUGAAAAUCAAUCAUUACAAAAUUAUUGAAGAGAACUAUAAAGGUGCAUUAAAUUCGGCUAAAAUUUCAUCAAGAGCGUUAGACAUAUCACAAGCCGAAUUACAAAAACAAAAAGAAGCUAAUGCACAAUUAAAGAAAGAAUUGGAUACUAUGAGAUUGUCUAAAAUAAGAAGAAGUGGAUCAAGAACUAAUUCGCCACUUAUUAAUGGUUCUCGCUCGUCUAUAUCGAAUAAUGGUGAUAAAUUUGAAGAUAUUAAGGAAAUUGACAAUAGUGAAGAGGGAGAAGAUGAAGAUGAAGAUCUCAAAGACAUGCAUUACAAUAUGCAGAUAAGAGACUUGAAAGCUGAAUUGAUUAUUAUAAAACAAGAAAGAGAUCAAUUGAAGAACAAUAUUGUUGAUUUACAAAAGAAAUUUAUAAGCUCUAUGGAAGGUUAUUAA